Messenger RNA from Coniosporium apollinis CBS 100218, 1719 nucleotides. RefSeq lists its product as uncharacterized. Gene Ontology annotation, biological process: spliceosomal snRNP assembly. Bases 1 to 1719 code for a protein of 572 amino acids. The record is from RefSeq and is a predicted model, not a curated record. NCBI's taxonomy places the organism in Eukaryota, Fungi, Ascomycota, Dothideomycetes. The transcript has 2 exons. Gene Ontology annotation, cellular component: nucleus; SMN complex.
AUGACGAAGAGAAAGAGAGAAAACCGCGCCGUUACUGCUGACGGCGCCCGCUACAACAAGCUACAGCGCCCAAACACACUCACAGCUCCGCCAGCACAGCUUCCCGAGCACGAUGAAGAACCAUACCGCAAGCUCUCCCGCUCGGAUGCCCCUCCAGCAGAGGAGCCGGCAAGCGGCGAGGAGUACGAUGAGGGGCAAGACGAAGAGUGUCCAGCUCCGGACAAAAAGCCUCCCAGCCGCCAACCGCGCCCCGAUCCUACAUACGGCCAACGAAGCUUCCUGCCCGGUCUCGACGAGUCUGCUGACGAGGAGCCCGACACUUUUGAAGCCCUUGCAUAUCUAAGAUCAGUGAGGACCGAAGCGGCCUUCAUCCCCAACCUGCUUGUCGCCCCUAAACCCACCGUUUCCGAAGGUGAAUACGACGCCUCGAUCUACGACACCGGCUACGGCGACUCCCGCGGCUACUACGCCGACGGCGCGUAUGUCGCUGCUCCCGUCGUUGGUCCAAUUCUGCCGCCCACCGCUCGUUCAUCCACGACGCCAGCCCCCGUUGCACCACAAAGGGCCUACCGCGCCCGCCUACUCGCUCAAUUCCACCGCCAGCGAGCUAUUCUGCACGCGAAUCCUCCGGCCUCCGCAGUCGCGGCGCUGAAGCCCACCCAAUUCAUCUCCCUCCCCCCCGGCUCCGCCGCCGCUUUCCGCGAAUGGCGUGCCUCUCUCUCAGCCUCCCCCCCGUCCCCCGUCCAGCUCGCUGUUAUGGACACACGCACCGUUCUCCGGGCCCUGAGCCUCCUAACCGGCGUCCUGCGGCGCUCCAGCAACAUCUCAGCCAGAGGCAGCGCAUGGGCGUGGGGUCUGCUGGCCCGGCUGCCCGAGCUUGGGACACUGGGGAGCGAGGAGGUGGGGGCGGUGAGGGAGUUGGGAAAGAGGGCCGUGUGGGUCAGAUGUGGGUUCGUGAGCAAAGAGAUUGCGGAGGCUACGGAGGGGUUUGGGGGUGAGGUGGGUGAGGAGGAUGAGGAGUGGAGGCCGAGGGUUGAGGUUGAGAGGGAGCGGAUGGAGGCGGAGCAAGAGGGAGAGGAGAAGGAGGGCCGGGCUCCUCAGAAGAGCACAAGAGAAACGGAGGAAGAGGAAACAAGUCGUCGCAACUCGUCGAGCUCUUUGCCUGAUCCCUUACCAGAAGUCGUGGACAUGAGCAUCGCAGACGCGAUAGGUCUGAACGACCCAUUAAUUACGCCUUCACAUCGAGCUACGAGACAGAGGAUUGUGGAUAUUCCGGAAGGGCUCGCUGAACCACCGCCUAUUGUUGCAAUGCUGGGGGAUGAAAUCAAGGUUUAUCAUCCUACUGUGGGCGAGGUAGUUAUCCCGAAGAAAAGGAAUCUCGCUGAGAUGAUGCGCGACCUCAACGAACGGCACGUGGCUCGCUUGAAGGAAGAAGGAGCAGAGAACGAGGAUGAAGGAUCGGCUGAGUCUAGUCCAUCUCAGGGGAAAGCAGAUGGCAAGGCCGGAGAUGAAGAAGGUACAGAAAAAGCUGUCGAGGCUGCUGAACCCGAGGAAGGAGAAGUGGAUAAUGAAGAUCAUGAGGAGGUACCGGAUGCGAACACAAAAGCCACGCUUGACAUGAUCAUCACCAUCACUGGAGAGCUGUAUGGACAGAAGGAUUUACUUGAGUUCCGGGACGUCUGGGCCGGCCCUGAUGACGGCAAGGAUGACAAGGAAUGA